UUACUUGUCCUGUUUUGAGUCUUGUGUCUGUCAUGUUGAUUCGAGCUAUGGCUGGUUCCUUCCACUUAUUGCUCUUAGGACUUCACGUCCUACUUUUACCCUCAGAGCCCAGUGCAAGCGAUGCCCCAGUCCUUUACGCGUGUGACAGCCAAGUGUUCUGCCAGGGAGACCUUCUACAGACUGUACAAAUGGCUAAAUUAUUCAACGACUCCAAGACGUUUGUUGACAUGCGGAUGGUGCACGAUGCCAACAAAACUAGGGAAGCCUUCAAAGCACUGGGAGACAAACCAACUAGGGAACAGAUCAAAGGAUUUGUCGAGGGCUUCUUCCAGCCCCCAGGACACGACUUGGAGAAUUGGGAACCGGAAGAUUGGAAAGAGAACCCAGGGUUUAUUGACAAGAUCAAUGACUCGGAUCUGAAAACCUUCGGCCGAAUUUUGAAUUCAUUGUGGAAGAAGCUAGGACGAAAUAUAAGCGCUGAAGCACGAGAAAACAUUAAUCGCUCUUCGCUUAUUGUUGUUGACAAGCCUUUCAUAGUCCCGGGUGGGAGAUUCAGGGAGUUUUAUUACUGGGACACAUACUGGACGGUCAAAGGUCUACUUGUUUGCGAAAUGUCGAACACUGUCCGAAACAUGAUCGACAACUUCGUGCAACUCGUUCGGGAGAUCGGGUUUAUUCCGAACGGUGGUCGGAUUUAUUACAAAAACCGCAGCCAACCUCCCUUCCUUAUCCCGAUAGUGGAUCUUUACCUUGAUUAUACCAAAGACUUUGACUACGUGAAGUCGAUACUUGGUGAUCUUGAGGCCGAGUAUGACUUCUGGCAGAAAAGCCGUCAAGUAAAGGUUUCAAAGGGGGGAGAAACUUGGACCUUGAAUCGCUAUCUGGCGAACAUGAAUACACCGCGGCCCGAGUCCUAUUACGAGGAUGUACAUACAGCACAAUCACUUCCGGUUUCACGAAAGCCGCCACUCUUCCAAGACCUGGCUUCCGCUGCUGAGAGUGGUUGGGAUUUCUCAAGCCGCUGGUUUGGUAAAAAUUCAACUGAUCUUAAGGGUACAAUGACGCAAUCGAAAGUCCCAGUGGAUCUUAACGCCGUGCUGUACCGAAAUGAAAAGACACUAGAGAGGCUAUUCACUAAAGCGGGGAACCUUGUGAAAGCGGAGAAAUACAAGGAGCUAGCCAAAAAGCGAGCGCAUGCCAUGGAAAUGGUCUUCUGGAAUGAGGGAAAAGGAUCGUGGCUGGAUUUCGACUUGAAUUCAAACUCAAGCAAUCCAGACUUCCACGCCUCUACUUUUGCACCCAUGUGGGCGGGGCUUCACCAGGGGAACGUGACACGUGAUUUGUUACUGAUGACCACGCUACGGGACAAACUAGUGUUGUCACAUCAAGGCGGGAUCCCCACCACUCUCAAAAAGACUGGUCAACAAUGGGACUACCCUAACGCAUGGCCCCCUUUACAGGACAUUGCGAUAGACGCUAUGGCAGACUCUAAAUCAGAGGAGGUGAAGCGAUCCGCGUUCAUCCUAGCACAAAAGUGGGUCAACACUAACUACAAGGCGUGGAAAGCUACAGGGCACAUGUUUGAGAAGUUUAAUGCUGAUAUCCAGGGCGCCCCUGGGGGAGGGGGGGAGUAUGAUAUUCAGGUGGGGUUUGGGUGGAGCAAUGGAGUCGCACUGCAGAUAUUGCAAACAUACGGCGCCGAGCUCAGCGUGAGGCCAGGUAAACCAUCCACAGCGAGUUGCCCUGGGCAUGCCAUUACAUGGUCAUUAAUCAUGCUCUCUUGCCUGAAGAUGUUGCUUAACUAGGGGGAAGAUUGGGCGUACCUUGCCAGGGUACUCGAUGCGACACCAUCCCUCAGUCCUUCGUUUUCUCCUCCCCUUUGAGAAACCCUGGAUUGGUCCGUAUUGGCCCAUCUACUAAAACACGAGUGUAAUACUGUGCCUUAUCGUUUAAUUCAAGAUAUAUGUGAUUUAAGUGCCUCUGCCAGCUACAUUUUGUUGUGGUGAUUCGUUGUGGUUGCUAUAGAGCCAAUAGAGAAAGAAAUGGUUUUACAUCCGUCUAUUUGCAAUCCUCAUGGUAUUUUUGUAUUGAAUAUGGUAAGCCAAAAAUAAAGCUGCAGUAUGUUCCUGGA
This is a messenger RNA of Nematostella vectensis (starlet sea anemone), 2131 nucleotides long. RefSeq names its product trehalase-like. NCBI's taxonomy places the organism in Eukaryota, Metazoa, Cnidaria, Anthozoa, Actiniaria, Edwardsiidae. The coding region runs from base 33 to 1805 and encodes 590 amino acids. Gene Ontology annotation, biological process: trehalose catabolic process. The record is from RefSeq and is a predicted model, not a curated record. The transcript has a single exon. Gene Ontology annotation, molecular function: alpha,alpha-trehalase activity.